Molecule: messenger RNA, 7406 nt
Organism: Puccinia graminis f. sp. tritici CRL 75-36-700-3
Lineage: Eukaryota; Fungi; Basidiomycota; Pucciniomycetes; Pucciniales; Pucciniaceae
Exons: 12
Coding region: 1-7293 (2430 amino acids)
Biological process (GO): mRNA processing; mRNA export from nucleus
Cellular component (GO): THO complex part of transcription export complex
Molecular function (GO): mRNA binding
Source: RefSeq, a predicted model, not a curated record
AUGCACCCGAUUUCCUUUGGCUCCGACAUCUACUCACUCGUCUCGAAAUCCCUAUCAAAUUGGAAAGAUAAUAAUCUUAAGCAACGGCUGUGGGUCCUACUACCUCCAUUUACCUACCCUCUUGUCAAUUCCAUCAUCGGUAUCUGCAUCACCACCACCAUCAACGGUCUCCACACCUACAUCAUUUGCAGAGGAGAGCCUCCACCAAUUCUGAUCUUGGGCGCGUCAGAUCAGUCCACCUGCCUCAACUCGCUCUUCGUUCUCUUCCGACCUCACCCUCUCUUCCCUAUUUCCCCUUCGCUUGCCGACUUUUUCAAAGCCGAUGAUGGUCGAUUCAAUAAAUCAUCCCAAUUAGUCGCGCUGCUCAAAGAUUCAUGCUAUACAGACGGUCGGAGCUCAGAUACUUCAGACGACCCGGACUUGCAACUUGCUCAGUUCUUCUCUGUUUUAGUGAAAAGCGCACUUCCUUAUGCUAAAAAGCCAGCAUUGCCAUCUUUAACUCCAGCGGAUCUUCAAACGUUUCUGAGUGAAUCAAUCUCUCCACUUGCAGAUGAACAAAUCAAUGCACGCGUCUCCGAGUUACUGGCAGACACUAUUUGGUCAAUUGAAUCUGAGAUUGAUGUCCAACACAGUAGCUUAGAAGAACAAAUCAAGGCCUUGGAUACGAAAUCUGCUCAAAUUGCCACUGACUUGACUGAUCUCGAUAACCCAAACGAUGCACCACAACCUAAUGUCCACCUCACGUCAAGAAGGAUUAAGCUUGAAUCUCUGUCUCGAUCACGCAAGACAUUGAUUCAGCUGGCGAUCGCUCUCCUUCAGAUUGAUGAGAGGAGCUUUGUUGCUCUUCAGCCCGCGCAUUGUCGCCUUAGCUGGGAAUACGGAUUUCUAUACGACACUGGCUUGAUUCCCUUCCCCGCUGAAUUGAUUGCUAAACAGGCCACUCGUAUCAAUACGGUCCUUCAUUACAAACAACAGCGCUUCAAUCUGCUUCGUGAAGAGUCUGAGGGUUACUCUCAUCUCGCCACUGAAUUAAUAUCAGCUAUGGGUCCCGGUCUCGUCUCACACCUGAUAUCCGCUGAUUCAAGUCAAGGCGAUUCGACAAGUUAUCCACACCUUCGGUCGAUUUUACUACCUGGUGAAACACCACAAAUCAGAGAUUCAAGAAUUGAAAAAGUUUCAAACAACAUCAAAGCCAUGAUUGGAUUUUUCGAUCUUGAUCCCAAUCGCACACUAGACAUAAUCCUCGAUGUCUUCUGCUAUAACGUCAUUUCACACCAUCCCUUUUUCUGCUCGCUCUUGAAGAAAAGCCAUUGGAUGCAAACUAUUGGUUGCAAUUCGACAGUCGACGACGAGCGAAUUCUCCCUGCAGAUGGCACUUUGCCCUCCGAACAGGGCUCGAGGCUCAUCGCAUCGUUACUGGGAUUCAAAUUCACACAUUAUCAGCAGAGUGAUACGGCUGAUUCAACCCCCGACGAGCUCUACUUGAUGACUGCUGUCUUAAUCUGGCACAAGAUCGUAAAGCUGCGCGAUAUUCUUCCACACCUUUCUCCUGAUCUACAAACCAUCAAGCAACACGAGUCAAACUGGCGACAAGAGGUCAUGACCAAAGCUUUAAACGCUGGACCCCAAAAUGCUCUCAGCAUGGCCGGGGCGCUUGAUAACAGUGGGCUGAUUGGAUCUUACUCCAAGAUGAAUACCGGUAAAAUUCCCGAAGGUGGAUCAGCUGCUCCAUCAGCCAAAUCCAAAUCCAUUCCUAAUCAAAAGGCUGGACUUCUAUCUGCUUUGCUCUCAAUCGGUGCUCUCCACGAAUCUAUCUUUAUGUUAUCGAUACCAAACCACCAGUAUCUUGCUCAUCAAGACCCCAACAUUUCAGCCUUGCUAUUGAGGUUGAUCGAUGUGGCCUUGGAUCCGGCCUACAAAAAAUGCGAGCUAUCUGUGCAAAACAGUAAACUAUCCCAGGCCAACCUGACGCGACCUAAGAAAAGAUACGCUGGCGGUCCUUCCCAUUUACUGAUCGAUCCAGAAAUUCCCAAGUCAAUUCUAUCAGCUAGAAUAAUUCCUCGAGCUGCAAGCUUGGCCGCAACGAGUGUCAAGACAGAGCCGGUUUUCUUCUGGUCCGCAUGGAGGGAUCGUAUACUCCAAGCCCAAAAUAGCUCAGAGUUUUUGGAUUACAUCUGGCCCUUGCUUCGAUUUGUGGGUCCAUUCGGACACAUGCACAUGGGUGUCUUUCACAAAGUCGCUACAUUGACUGCUGCUGCCGUUCAAAGGCCAUCAAACCAUACGAGUGGCGACCCGCGAUGGAAUUACAUCUUGAGAUGGUUCUUGCUUCCUGGAUUAUCCAUGACUCAAGGGUGUGUAGCAGCCUCGAACAUUAUUUGGAAAGUUCUACAAUCGUAUUCGUAUGAAGAGAGGUACAUGAUGUACGGUGAAUGGAAAGACCGUAUCUAUCAGCGGAUCCCCGAGCUCAAAGUUGAACGAGUGAAAGCCGACGCCGAAACUAAACGGGUACUCAAGACUAUGACGCUGGACAACCUCAGGGAAAAAUCCCGAGCGCUGGCCAAACUAGCCUCGUCUAACCCUUGUAUCGUAUUCAAUGCAGCGCUCAAUCAAGUUCAGACUUAUGAUAACCUUAUUGCUUGUGUCAUCGAAUGCCUGAGGUACCUCAACCUAUUCGCCCUCGACGUUUUAACUUACUCGAUUGUCGAAUUCCUUUCAAACCCUGAUAAAGAUCGAUCCAAGUCCGAUGGAACGAAUAUUGCUGCCUGGCUACAGAACUUAGCCAAGUUUGUUGGAAACGUGUUCAAGCGGAAUUUGAGCUUGGAUCCAGCGAUCGUUUUACAAUACAUUGCCAAUCAGCUUGCAACUGGCAAUGCUAAAGAUCUCAUCAUUUUGCGGGAUAUGAUCAGUAAGAUGGCGGGCGUCGAUGUCCUUCAAGAUCUCUCGGCCUCUCAAGUAGUUGCAUUGGGUGGGUCGAAAACUUUGAGGGCUGAAGCUAUUUCACCCACUAGCCUCACAGUCAAGAAACCAUCGUUUUCGAAAAGCUCUAAUCGACUGAUGAAGGCUUUGACUGAGUCUGGGCUGACAGUGCCGUUGCUUGUCUUGGUCACCUUGCAGCGGCAAAACGCUGUGCUACUUGCAGAUGAGAGCGCGCAUUUGAAGUACCUUGGUGUCUUAGCGGAUAGCUGUCAACAAGUAUUGUUUCAGUACAUUGAGUUUUUGCGUAUCCAACUGACUUCUCGUAGCAUAUCUGACUACGAAAAUGCCUUGCCUUCAAUGGAGCUUAUGUGGGAGCAAUGCCGCAAUGAUCCCGCCAUUGUUUUCCAGGUUUGGAGACCUGUCCUAUCUGCAUCAGUUCGGCCAGCCUUGAAGAUAGGUGUCGAUGGUGAAGUAGUUAUCGACGAGAACCUCGCAUCUGCAACCUUGCCCGUAUCAACAGAAUCUGCCAACCUCGCAUCUGCAACCUUGCCCGAAUCAACAGAAUCCGCUCAGCCAGAAUCUGCCCAGCCAGCAUCGGUCGAAGAGACCGGAUCAACUGACAUGACGAGUCAACAAUGUAACGAGCAGGCUCACUAUCCCAGCAGUUUGCUGCCAACCGUUGCGCUUACCGAAAAGAUUUUGCCCGAGCAGACUCGCAAACUUGUUGGUCCCCACUUCUUCGUGACGUUCUGGCAACUUGAACUUUAUGAUAUUCGGAUGCCUGAUGAGAGGUAUAUUUCCGAGACUAAUCGCCUCAACGCGAUGCUGAGUGAUCUUGAUCGUGAUUACUCUACUGUCAUGGUUUCUUCGAUGAAGGAGCUCAACCGCGCCAAUCGCUCCAAGAUUUUGGAAAUCCGCGCAACUCUUACCAAGGAAAUGAAGAUUCACAUCAAACAUUAUGAACUCACCCGAGCCCGUUUGGCAUCCGAAAAGUCAUUUUGGUUUCCUUUAUCUGCUCGCAGUCCAUUCCGGGCUCAGCUCCUCGAACAUAUCAUCCAACAUUGUUUCAACCCACGUGCUAAAAUUUCACCAGUCGAUGCCGCAUAUACUGCACAAUUCAUCAAAACACUCCACAGCCUGGGGACGGCGUCUUUCAUGACUUUGAAGCUCCUUGACCGCAUCUUUAGCUACGAUGUGGGCCCGUCGAUAUUUCCGUGUAGUGAAUUCGAGGCCUCAAACUAUGGUCGGUUUUUGAAGGAUCUGUUGCUCUUAGUUAAAAGCUGGUACGAUAGCGAAAGCACCUUCAAGAAGACGGGCCUUGGCAAAGACAAAAAAGGAAACUAUUUACCUGGAUUGAGGAUGAAGUGGGUCAAGAGCGAUGCUUCCGAGGGGAUCGCGGAAAGUGACAUGCUGUCUUACGAGAACUUGCAGAAAGUGGUCAAGAAGUGGACGUCAAUCAUGUCUUCAGUUUGCAGAGAAGCCAUUCAAUCAGGCGAAUACAUGUAUAUUCGCAAUAGUAUCGCUCUUUUGAAAGAAUUGGAUGGUCUGGUGCCUCUCUUCGAAGAUCAGGCAACCAGUUUAGAAGCAUGUGUUACUGAACUUCUCAAGCACGAAAAACGUGAAGAUGUUAGGGUUCUGGUCUAUGGAUAUCAAUCAAUGCUGAAGCGCGCUGCCAAGAACGUCAUCAAAACCAACACUCCCCACGUCACCAAGCCGGAUGCUGCCGCCGCGCCAGUUGCCAGCACUGACACCAAAACUAUACCAACAGAUAUGAACCCGGUAUUGACUGUGGUCCCAAAGAUCAUUCCUCCUUUGAUUUCCAAUCCUAUGAUCACUCCAUUGCCGCCAACCAAACCGAUUGUUCCCACAUCACUAUCAGAUUCUCGCCCUGUCCCUUCUCCUGUUCCUACUGUCAACCGUCCUGCUGGUCUUCCAGAGAGGCCCUCCUCCACGACAAGACUUCCGCCGCCAGUCCCACGGCAUGAAAAUGACAGAAAGCUUCCGAUUGCACCCUCUCGUCAGAUUAAUGGUAAUGGACUAUACCGCAACGGAGCAGACCCGGAACACCAUUCGCUAGGCGCUGAUGGGUCAAAACCGCAAUUUCCUAGCGUCCCACCUGUGCCAUCCGCCGAAGCAGCAGAAAGGGAGGCACUUGCUCGAGCAGCUGUCCAGCGCUCGCGUAAAUUUGCUGCCACCAACCCAACAUCAAGUGUUUCUACUGCAGAUUCAUCACAAACAAAAUUCGCAGGGCAGCAGAAAGAAGAAGCACCUCGACACACGGGUAACAAUCCAGUUCACUCGGUUGAUCGCCCUUACGUGCCCUCUACCCAAAUUCGCCCAACUGAGCCCACAACACGGCCCUCGAACUUGACACCAUCUGGUCCAAAAGCCACCCGACCCGCAAACAGUCCGCCUCGAACCAACCGCGAGGAUGAAUUGAUGCGUCCUCCAGCUUUACCUUCCGCACCAAGGGCUGAUAACAUACGGCGAGACAAUCCCCUUCCGAAUAACCCGGUCACCCAUCAGCAUUUGCCCAGCCACCCUUCGUCUCAUGUUUCAACUUCUACCACGGCCAGUCCCCGCACACGAGAUGACCUGCCCAAGCGCCCCAAUGAUGAAAACGCAUCCCUGCGGUCUCGCGAUGAGCGGGACUCAUACGAUCGCCGGGAUGAGCGAGACCACAGGCGACUUCGCGAAGAGCCACCACGUACAAGGCCGCCCAGUGUUGAGUCAAUACGCUCAAUUCGUAGUGGUCGUGAUAAAGACAAACGUGCAGAUAGAAGCGAUCGGAGUGAAAAAAGAAAGCGAUCCCGCUCACCAUCCGACCGACACCGUGAUCAUCGCGAGCGGGAUCGAGAUCGAGAACGUGAUCGAGAUAGAGAACGGGACAGGGAACGCGACAAAGAGAGGGAGAAAGACCGGGAGCGUGAUCGAGACCGUGAUCGGAAAGAUAGGGAAAAGGAUCGUGAUCUUAGGCAUCGUGAAAAAGAAAAAGAACCUGGCCGCGACGAGCGUGAUAAAGAUAGGGAGCGUGACCGAGAAAAACGAUCGCAUCGUAGAGAUCGUGACCGAGAUGAUAGGCGCCAUGAGAAAGAUCGAGAUAAAGAUAAAGAACGCGAAAUCAAGCAGACCAGCGAUGCAGUCACAGAUGAUGGCAUCAAGCGCCGGAAAGUCGUUUCUUCUGAGCCCUCCCUAGUAGGCGAGGGAUCUAACCAACAAUCACAAGGACUGUCUGAACCGCGCAAAGAUCCUGUACCCGGCCACUCUGCGAACGGGGAGGACCGCAAUCCGCGAGACGGGAAUAACACUGACCCCAAGUCUGGAAACCCUGCCUACGAUGGCUCCAUACCAUCCGGUCCGCGUGCUUUGCAACCUAACAUGUCUCCUCGCACCCUACGCUCUAUUCCGACUGGUCCGGCCAGCUCAUUCCCAUCGGGCCAUCCCGAGCACCCCCGUUCAAAGCAUUCUAGCAGUUCAGCCGACCCUACCAACACUCAUCCUCUUCUAAAUGGAAAUCCAACCAGGAACGGCUCGGGUCAAGACCAAGCCAGGAGCCGUAAUGAUGGUGGCGAUUCUUACAAACCCCACGAAACUGCCCAAAGGAACCAGUCACCCGACAAGAUUCCUCGCGAGCCACACUCUCGUGAUAAUGCUAGCUCUACCGGUACACCCAAUAAAUCCUCUCUGGCUUCCAAUCAUCGACAAACCGGGGAUUCUUGGAGUCCUCAUCUUUCCUCACAGGGUAGCAAGAAUGUGGAACCUAAGAAAAAUCUUAGUAUUAGAGGUAUGGCUGGUAUGGCUGCCAAUGCAUUGCAGAAAGCCAACGAGGACAACGCGAGAAAAGAUCGAAGAGAAAGCAUUGAAAUUCCAGCGAAUGGAAAUCGAGCCGCUCCAAUAGAUGUUGAUGGGGUGGUCCCGAAGAAGCGAGAUCACGAUCGUGAUCGUGAUUCAACUGCUGUUGCUAACAUAGCCACCACGCCAACCAGUCUUCUCUCCCGAAUGGAUGAUGGGAAAGUUCAGCACGAGGAAUCUGGUACCAAACGGAAAAAAGAAGAAAGCUAUGGGCGUGACGGGGAUGGGGUCGAGCGUGAUGGACACGGCAGUAGGAGGUCAUCGAUCAGAGAAAGUAGCAAACCAGAAGAAUCGCGAUAUACUGGAACUCAAAGAUCUAGCGUUCUUUCAAACCAGGAUGGGAACAACCCCACCUCUAAGAAUGAUCAGCCUGACCGUCUCUCACGACUUCGAAGCUCACAUACUGGUAGAGGUGGGACGGAAAGAGAUCGCGCCGAAAAAGGGAAUGAUGGUGGUGGACGGCGCAAGGAAAGAGAGCGUGGAAACAGCCGAGAGAGACCAAAACGUCACAACGCACGACGUUGAUGACAAAUGUAUCAGCCGUCUUAGUCUUGAAUGCCUUCAUAGUCCUUUAAAAGUCUCCCAUGGCAUGACAAGGGUUCCUUUUUUUCUCUUUUUUCUUUUUCUGGCUAGAAUAU